Puccinia triticina is the source of this 255-nucleotide messenger RNA. RefSeq lists its product as uncharacterized. NCBI's taxonomy places the organism in Eukaryota, Fungi, Basidiomycota, Pucciniomycetes, Pucciniales, Pucciniaceae. Bases 1 to 255 code for a protein of 84 amino acids. The transcript is spliced from 3 exons. The record is from RefSeq and is a predicted model, not a curated record.
AUGACUUUGCCAUCACCCGAAAAUCCAAGCCCUGAUAAUACACCCAAAUUGCAAGACACGGUGAUUCCCAGCAACCACGGAACUCCUCCCCCAACACCUCCUUCCCAGCCAGCUCCCAAUGUGUCUAGCGGUCAACCUGCUGAAUCAACACUCAAGGACGUUCAGCAUUUCUCGGACAAACAGCACCAACAUUCUGAAAUUCCAGCCGGAGAUCAAGGAGCCACCAACCUCAAUCCCUACCUCUCUCCUCCCUAG